UGGAAUUCUGCUCGUCUCUCCAUUCAAUAUGGCUGAACAGACUUGGCCGGCCUGGCCCGAGUGCACGGUUGACGACGCUGAGACGGGAGAUGAUCUGGUCCAGUACAAGAAACUCAUUGUUGACAAGUACGGCCAAGAAGCCUUGACGAGGAGCUGGCUGAAGACUUGUGAGGAGUUGGAGGCAUUGACCACCCGAGUAUCUCGGCUUGGAACAGCAGCUGUGCCUGUGGUCCAAUUCGAAGAUCUGUUUAUGAUCUCGCAAGAGCGCAAGAGCGAAUUGAAAGCCACAGGUUGUUUCAAAGUUGCCGGCGUCGUGGCAAAGGACCAGGCUACCGAAUGGUUCCGGAAUCUCAAGCAAUAUGUCGCAAUGAACAAGCAGUCCAUCAAAGGCUGGCCGAGGGAGACACCUUUUAUCCUCAACCUCUACUAUUCGCCUUCUCAAAUGGCGGCACGCUCGCACCCGAACAUACUGAAGCUGAGUCGCGAGCUGAACAGCUGGUGGCACAGCUCCGGCGAGGCUGCGACAGAUGAACCUCUGUCGUAUGCCGAUGGGGUACGCAUCCGGCCUCCAGGAGUGCCAUUUCCCGGACUUGGUCCCCAUAUCGACGCAGGUAGCUUGGCAAGAUGGGCGGAUCCAACGUACCAGGCAUACUAUUCCGCAGUAUUCUCGGGACAUCCGGAAGACAUGGACAACUAUGAUCUGAGCCUGCGUCAGAAUGCUGAUCAAGCUGUUUUCUCUGGCACUGCUCAUUCGACAGUGUUCAGAUCCUUUCAAGGCUGGACUGCAUUCAGUCCUGCAGCACCUGGCGAGGGGAGUCUGAUGCUUUACCCCAACGUGAAGUGGCAGACCGCAUACCUGCUGCUCCGGCCGUUCUUUAAACCGCCAGAGGAUCCCGAAGAUGUUCUAGAUGCCUCCAAAUGGACAUUCGAUGCCGAGACUCCCUGGUUUCCUGGCACGUCCAAGGGAGACAGCCAGCUGCUGAGUCCUUCAUCACACCCUCAUCUGCGACUCAAGGAGUGCAUGGUCCCUAUUCCUGCCAUGGAGCCUGGCGAUACAAUCUGGUGGCAUGCUGACAUCUGUCACGCUGUUGAGAUAGACCACAAGGGUAACAACGAAGCCUGCGUGGCGUAUAUUGCCGCCACUCCAUCUACGGAGCAGAAUAAGCGGUAUAUGAAGCAACAGCUACAGGACCUGAAGACUGGAGUUCCGCCACUCGAUUUUCGUCAUAAUGAGUGCGCUAACGAGAGGACCUUUUGUGGAUUCGAGGGUGAAGCUUCUGUCCUCAGCGACGAAGGGAGAAGGGCGCUUGGAUUUGGCUUGGUGUAG
Molecule: messenger RNA, 1327 nt
Organism: Sphaerulina musiva SO2202
Lineage: Eukaryota; Fungi; Ascomycota; Dothideomycetes; Mycosphaerellales; Mycosphaerellaceae
Product: DUF1479-domain-containing protein
Exons: 3
Coding region: 29-1327 (432 amino acids)
Source: RefSeq, a predicted model, not a curated record